CGUUAUUGUGACAAGAUGGGCACGAACCUCGACGAACAGCUCGCUUUCAUGCGCCUUGCGUUGGCAGAGGCAGAGAAAUGCCAGGCAUCUCCUACAGCGUUUUGCGUAGGCUGCCUCCUAGUACUGAGAUGGCCUGAUGAUGGUACACCUACCGUUGUCUCUACAGGUUUUUCUAGGGAACUCGAAGGAAAUACACACGCUGAAGCCAACGCCCUUACAAAACUACGCUCUCUUCCACAGGAAAAGCUUGCCCAUAUAUUUUCUGCCUCAUCUGUACCAUUUUCACUCGACAUCGAUGAGAUCUUGACUCGUCUCGAUGUAUAUACGACUAUGGAGCCCUGCUCCGUCCGAACCUCUGGCCUUGCCCCCUGUGCAGAUGCUUUGAUAGCUGCAAAAGUCAGGCGGUGCUUUAUCGGUGUAGGGGAGCCGGACGAUUUCGUUACUUGCGAAGGUGCACAAAAGCUGAAGGAUGCUGGCAUAGAGGUUGUGUGGUUGAAAGGUUUGGAGGAAGAAAGUCUUCGAAUUGCUCGUCGCGGUCAUUAAACUCUCGCAGUAUUUCUUUGCUCGAUAAAUUGCCGCAUCUUAUGGAUGACUCUAUCCCGAAAAGGGUUUAGUGUGAUACAUGUGUAAAUUGUCCUACCUUUCCGUUCGUUGGUUUCCAGUAUUAAUCUAUUUUGUUAUAGCUGUGGAAAAAUAUCAUACGAUUGUACUCGGGACCGACUAUAGCCUUUCAACAGACGCA
Molecule: messenger RNA, 742 nt
Organism: Desarmillaria tabescens
Lineage: Eukaryota; Fungi; Basidiomycota; Agaricomycetes; Agaricales; Physalacriaceae
Product: diaminohydroxyphosphoribosylamino-pyrimidine deaminase
Exons: 1
Coding region: 16-543 (175 amino acids)
Molecular function (GO): diaminohydroxyphosphoribosylaminopyrimidine deaminase activity
Source: RefSeq, a predicted model, not a curated record